AACAUGGCAAAUGCUAAGGGCACUAAAGAGAUGGCUGCUGAGUGGCUUCCUAGAACCUUCAAUUAGCUCUGUUCUGUUCUGUUGUCUAUCACAAAAAUAGUUCCCUCUUUUUCCUAAAAUUCCUAUACUAUAUAGCAAAGGGAUAACCUCUUCUUCAGGAACCCUCUGCUAGGUACUCCUUACUUCAAUUCUCCAAUCUCCUAGCUUCUCAUAAUCUCAUCCACAAAACUUUUUACCUUUGUUACUUUCUAGAAGCUCUGUUAGUUUUUCCCUAUUCAUUUUUAUUGUUUCAUAUUUGUCCCUUUACAAUCUCAAGUAUAUAUCAUCAUCAUUCAUAAGAACUAGGGUUCAGUUUGUACCUUUUAUUGUUCUUCAGAUUUCUGAAUUUUGCUCCUUGUUAAGUUGUUAUUACUAUUUGAUUAUUCUAGUAGUCCCUUUGUUCAACAUAUCAUUGGUUCAAUUGCUAGAUCUGAACCUCUUCUGUGUUUUAUGCUAGUUAGGGUUUCCCCCCCCCCCCCCCCUUUUAUAGCUGAAAUUGAAAAGAAAACCCCAGCUAGAUCUCUGUGGAAAAAAGUGUAAUUUCUUGUUCAAGUUUUAAUCUUUGGUAAGCAACAUGAUCUCUAUGGAUUCCCUUUUGGAAAAUUUCCCUGGUUCCCUGAACGGAUGCAUGUUUGGGAACGGUCCUGUAUCUGUGUUUUCAAAUCAGAACCCAGGUAGUGGGUUGAAUGUGGAAGAUUCAUCAUCCCCUUCAAACCAUUCAGAAUUGGCUGCUGAUUCUGGUCCUUCUGCUGCUGCUGCUGUUGGCACAACCUCAAGCUCAAAUGGGGAAUCUGGAGAGAGUAGUAAGCAUUCCAAUCCCAUUCUCAGAUACAUCAGUGACAUCCUCAUGGAUGAAGAAGACGAUCUGGAGCGUAAACCCUGCAUGUUGCAGGAUUGUUUGAGGCUCCAAGCUGCUGAAAAAUCAUUCUAUGAUGUGCUCGGUCGAAGCUAUCCUUCAUCGCCGCACCAAGUCCAGGGUGGUUUCCGUGAUGAUAACGCUGAUCCAGAUGAUGGUUUUGGUGGGGGAACUACUAGUUCUGAGGGAUAUAGCAGUAACACCACUGAUACUUCAUGUGAGUCUGAUUUGGUUAACGGUGCUGGUGAUUUCGAGUCUUAUUUUCGGCAAAGAGCUCUAGUUGAUUCCCCAGGCAAUAGCUCUGAGGUUUUGGAUGGAGUACCUCUUGAUCCAUUGAGAGGUACACAACCUGGUGCCCUUUUUUCAAAUGGAGCCUUGGAUGUGAUUCAAUGGAAGGUUAAGCCACAGGUGAUUCAAGAGAGUGUGAUUCGGGGUUCUGCGGCAACCAAAGGACCAAGGGAGAAGAGAGGUCAUCUUAUGAAUAAUUUCUCACAUGUGGAAGAGGAGAGAAGCAACAAGCUUUCAGCUGUUUACUCUGAUGAUUCGGAGCUAUCAGAAAUGUUUGAUGAGGUGCUGCUUUGCAAGGAUGGUAAAAGUCCAUCUUUUUUUUGUUUUAAUCAUGAACCAUCACAGAUUGCUGGCUCAAGAGGAUCUAAUGGAAAGACAUCGCGUUCAAAGAAAGGUUCCAAGAAGGGGACGAGUCCAACUACAACGGUAGAUUUAUGGACCCUGCUAACUCAAUGUGCACAGGCCGUGGCUAGCUAUGACCAAAGGAAUGCGAGUGAGAUACUCAAGCAGAUUAGGGACAACUCUUCACCUUUUGGCGAUGGACUCCAGCGUUUAGCUCAUUAUGUUGCCAAUGGGCUGGAGACGCGAUUAUUUGCUGGGACACCGAAGUAUACACUCCUUCAGUCUUCAUCUGCUGCUGAUAUGUUGAAAGCUUACAAAGUGUAUAUCACAGCAUCUCCAUUUUGGAGGAUGACAAAUUUCUUGGCCAACAGAACAAUUCUAAAGCUAGUACAGAAUGUGAGCAGUGUUCACAUUAUUGACUUUGGGAUUUUCUAUGGUUUCCAGUGGCCUUGCCUCAUCCAACGUCUAUCAGAAAGACCGGGUGGGCCACCAAAGCUUCGAAUUACCGGAAUUGAUCUUCCUCAGCCGGGAUUUAGGCCUACAGAAAGGGUCGAGGAGACGGGGUGGCGCCUUGCGAAGUACUGCAAGAGGUUUGGAGUGCCAUUUGAGUACAAUUUCCUUGCACAGAAAUGGGAAACUAUAAGACUUGAGGACCUCAAAAUCGACAUGGAAGAAGAAGUAACCGUGGUGAACUGUUUGUACAGAUUGAAGAACCUCUCUGAUGAAACUGUGACUGUGAACUGUCCAAGAGAUGCUGUGUUGAAGUUGAUCAGGAGGGUUAAUCCAAACAUCUUCAUACAUGGGGUAAUCAAUGGAACUUACAAUGCACCGUUUUUUCUGACUCGGUUCAGGGAGGCACUCUUCCAUUUCUCAUCAUUGUUUGACAUGUUUGAGGCUACUGUACCGCGCGAAGAUAAAUAUAGGUUGAUGUUUGAGGAAGGGUUAUUUGGACGGGAUGCGGUUAAUGUGAUAGCGUGUGAGGGUGCAGAGAGGGUUGAAAGGCCAGAGACCUACAAGCAGUGGCAGGUUCGGAACCGCAGAGCAGGGUUCAAGCAACUUCCAUUAGCGCCGGAACUCUCGAGUAGAGUGAAGGAAAUGGUGAAGAAGGAAUAUCAUAAAGAUUUUGUGGUGGAUGAGGAUGGCAAGUGGGUUUUACAGGGAUGGAAAGGGAGGAUUCUUCAUGCUGUUUCGUGUUGGGUUCCUGCUUAGGCAAUGACCUUCUUAGGGAUUUUUUUAUAUUUUUCUUUCAUAGUUUGUGUAUAAGGUACCAAGUAAGGAUAUAUUAAUCUUGAAUUUAAAUGGUCUGAAUUGGAAAUCACAAUAUACUUAAACUAGGAUGGGAUAUAUUCUUACUCGUACACUUCAUAGAAGUUUAUUUCAGAGGUUUAUAUGCCUUGGUCAAUGCAAAACAUUUACUAUAUGUGUUUUUCA
Lotus japonicus is the source of this 2956-nucleotide messenger RNA. RefSeq names its product scarecrow-like protein 30. The transcript has a single exon. Gene Ontology annotation, biological process: regulation of DNA-templated transcription. Gene Ontology annotation, molecular function: sequence-specific DNA binding; DNA-binding transcription factor activity. Bases 614 to 2734 code for a protein of 706 amino acids. Lineage: Eukaryota; Viridiplantae; Streptophyta; Magnoliopsida; Fabales; Fabaceae. Gene Ontology annotation, cellular component: nucleus. The record is from RefSeq and is a predicted model, not a curated record.